This is a messenger RNA of Maudiozyma saulgeensis, 3843 nucleotides long. NCBI's taxonomy places the organism in Eukaryota, Fungi, Ascomycota, Saccharomycetes, Saccharomycetales, Saccharomycetaceae. The record is from the annotation of a GenBank genome assembly.
AUGUCUCGUGACUCCAACGAUGAUGCUGGUCGUAAGAAACAAUUGAAAUUGAUCUCUGUAUCAUUUAAAGAAGCAUCAUUAGAUUCACCAUCAUUUCGUGCAUCUGUUAAUUUUUUUCAAACAAGAAUUGAAAUAUUUGAAGAUAGAUUACAAAAGACAAUUGAUUUCUUUGAUCAUAAAUAUAAGUCAUCUUUUGAAGAUUUUCAAAGAACGAAAGAAAUUAUGAUGUCUCAAUUAUUUCCUUCUCCAGUUAUGUUGAGUAAUGGUAUGGUGGCUAAUCAAUCAGUUACCCCUGCUUUGAUAGCAGAGUUUAACAAAGAUUAUAAAUCAUUUUCUGAUAAAUUAUUAAAAGUUAUGAUUAGUGAAGGUAAUUCACAUUCAGUAGCAUUGUUGGAUUUUAUGACUGAUGCAAUGGAACCUUAUAAAAAUUGUAGAAAGUCUUUUGAAUAUUACCAAAAUAAAUACGAUGAAAUGACCGAGAAUUAUUUAGCUAUUAAAGUCUCGAAUACAAAUUUAGAACCGAGUGUAAUUAAACGUGAUGCAAUGCAAUUGUUUGAAGUAAGAAAAAGUUAUUUAAUUGCCUCGUUAGAUCUUAUUGAAGCAAUGUCCUAUUUGAAAUUAAGUUUUGAUAAAUAUUUGGCUGAUUCAAUGGCUAUUCUAAGGACAAAUAAUAUGUUUCAAUUUAAGGAAUCUGGUAGAUCUAUAGAUUUAUGCCCACAAGUUGAUAAUUAUUUUGAAGAUUAUUUAAGUUGGGUAGAAAACGCUUUAGCUGCUGCGAAGACUUUAGAACCAGAUAUUCAUAAUGCUAAAAAAUUGAUUUAUGAAUAUGCCCUUCAUCAAAUACAACCUUCUCAAAAUUUAGAUGAUUAUAAUGUGAAAAGUAUUAACACUAUGACUUUAACUCCCAAACUACCCACAACACCAUUAAAAUCACAAGAGAAAAAUGGAUGGCUGUUUAUGAAGACUACAGUUGGGAAACCUCCUAGAACGAUAUGGGUGCGAAGAUGGUGUUUUUUACAGAAUGGUGUGUUUGGGAUGUUUUUAUUGGCUCCAUCAAAGAUAUAUGUUGAAGAAACAGAUAAAUUUGGUAUAUGUUUAACUGGAACAAGAUAUGAUAUGGAUGAAGAUAGAAAAUUUUGCUUUGAAUUGAAAGUCUUUAAUGGAAAUGUAACAAAAUCUAAUUCUAAUACCUCAUAUAAGACAUUAUCAGUUGUUCUUCAGGCUGAUAGUUUGAAAGAAUUGAAAUCAUGGUUAAAUGCUUUUACUUUAGGAAGAAAAUAUAUUGAUACCUUGGAAAAAGGAAGUAAUGAACAUGAAUUAGCAUUUAAAAGAUUUUCACCAAGAUUUUUUGAGUUUGCCUCUAGUACAACAACUUCUGUAGACCAAUUGAUUACUACGUUUGAUAAUACAACUAAAUCAUUACUUGCAGAUCUCAAUGGUGCUUUCUCGGAAUAUGAAAAUUUAACAUUAGGUGAGGAUAAACCUUAUGAAUUCCAUAUGGAUAUCACUCCAAUCGCCACAAAGAUGUCUCAAUUGGCCAUUUUAUCCAAUUAUUGUUCUAAUGGUAGUUGGUUCCCUAACGCAAUCUUAGCCAAUAUUUGGGGUUCAACAAAUUGGACUGAAUAUGCUUUGUUCAAUGAUAUGAACCAAGAUUCAGUCAAUGAUAAUGGUAUACCAAAAUCUCUGACUAUGGGUUCACCUGUGAAGUAUCCACAUUAUUUUACUAAAGAAAUGAGGGUUACAGAUCUACAAUUUAAGAGUGUCUUUUUCGCUGUUAAUAGUCAAUCCGUUUUGAGAAAUGAACAAUAUGCCUUAUUUAAGUUUAAUUCAUUUUGGUACCCAAAUUCUAAACAAAGAUUUUCCUCAAUUUGUUAUGUGACUGUGGACUAUGUGUUUGCAUAUAUGAAUACUAUGGGCUUCAUUUGCUUAGUAAGAUUAGAUUUUGAAAAUAUUGUAUCCAUUGAAAUCGAUAAGAGUACUCCUAACAGGUUAAUUGUUUACAAUGCUAAUGGUUUGCAGUAUAAGAUACAUGUUGUCUUUGAUGAUUGUAGAGCAGUUGCAGCUAAGUUACAAAUGCUGGUUGUUAAUAAUGCAGAAAAAUCUAUUAAGACACAAGAAGCUCUGUUAACUAAAUUCAAACACAUUGAUGCUGAAUAUCAAGAAAAACGUUCUGUUGAUAAUGUUAUUAAAGAACAGAAGAGAAUUGAUGAUAUAUUAAAUGCAGAUUUAUCACAAGCGAUUAAUAAAGAAAAGCAACAACAAUUACAGAAGCAAACAGAACAUGGUGAGUCUGUAUUGACUAGCCGUUUGGUUAAUAAUUCAUCCUUUUGGAGUAUGGGUGAAUCUGCUGAAAAGAUCUUGGAACGUAGAAAAGCGAUUCAAAGAUCAUACAGUGUGAUGUAUAGACACGAUUAUGAUAUCCCAAGUAAAGGUUUGAUGCAUAUUUUGUUUGGUGAUCAAUCCAAUGCCUUUCCUAGAUGUCUUUUCCUUGCAUAUAACAAUUCGAAAACAGAAAGUAAUACCUAUUGGAAUAAAGAAACGGGUCCUGAUGGAACUAUAUCGUUAGUUCGUAAGAUUAGUUUCCAACUAAACACUACACAUAAUAUAUUUAAUGGGAAAAUGGGUCUUAAAGAAAGUAAUUCAGACCAUGUGGUAUCUUUAAGACAAAGAAUAGUUAAGAUGGUAGAAAAUAAAUAUUAUGAAGUAGAUCAAGAACCCAUAUUUAUUCAAUUACCAUUCUGUCAUCCUUUAAGAAUCAAGAUGAAGAUAAUAAUUUUAGAACAAUAUGAUCCUGAGAAUCAUGUAGCAAGUAAAUUACAAAUGCCAACUGCUGGUUCAAUGUUAAAUCUAUUUUAUAAAAUUGAUUAUGUUGAUCCAAAGACAGAAAAUAUAGUCACUAAGAUGAAUCCAUUAGAGAGAUUAUUGAGACAUUGGACUUUAACUUUUACUGGUACUGAAUUUAUGUUAUUUAGAAAAAUCAUCAGAUAUUAUUUGGAAAGAGUAGGUAAACAUGGUAAGAUUAUAAAGACAAUAAAAUUAUGUGGGUUAUUAGGUAUUACAAAGGAUUCGAUCAUGGAAGAAAAAGAAUCGUCUAAUGAUGGACUUAACAUCGAUGGAGGGAAAACUACCAAUGAUAAUAUAACUAGCAAAUUUAAUGCCGAAAAUGAAAAAGAAAUUGAAAAUCACAAUAUGGUAAAUUACUCAUUAUUUAUAUUGAUUCGAGUCUUUAUUAAGAUUAUAUUUUACCGUUGUGCCAAUAUUUUAUUAUUAUUGAUAAGAUUUGUAUUUUGGAUACUUAUUGUCACGUGUAGAGCUUUCUCUAAUAUUAAUAGGUUGUUGCUAGGUAUAUUAGUAUUAUCUUUUUUCAUUAACCUUUUCUUAAGUGGUAGAUCAACUGUCUCAUAUUGGACAGUUAAAAGAGCAGAGAGGACAUUUCAAAAUUUUGCAGAACAAAACAAUAAUAAAGAAAUUGCCAAGCCAACAAGUAAAUCUAUUUUUAUCAAUGAUUUAGAUAUUCUAACACGAAACUUAGCCACUGAACUUGAUAAUCCUGUCUAUAUGAAAUUUAAUGAGGAUAUUUCUUCGAAGGAUAGUAGUUUCCAAGAGACAAGAACAGAUCUGGCAGUUAGAAGAAAUCAACUACUUGUAGAAUUGAAAAUAUUACAAAGCAUGGAAAGAGAAGUCGUACAAGGUAAUUAUAGAGAGUUUUUACUAAAAGAAUUGGACAGUUGUAAUACAGCUAAAAAUGACCUACCUGGUGUCUAUGAGAACGACACAAACUUACAAGAAUACUGUUUAUCAUGUUCUUCUGAGUUGGAAAGAUUAACCAAGUUACUUCUGUAA